Theobroma cacao (cacao) is the source of this 1173-nucleotide messenger RNA. Its product is annotated as chromogranin (DUF1639). NCBI's taxonomy places the organism in Eukaryota, Viridiplantae, Streptophyta, Magnoliopsida, Malvales, Malvaceae. The record is from RefSeq and is a predicted model, not a curated record.
UUCGGUUCUUCAACAAACACAUUAAUAUUUCUUCCUCCUUGGCUGCUCUUCCUUUGCUCCGCCACUUCCUCCACCGCGCUCUCUCUCUCUGUGUUUUUUAGGUUCAAAGAAGCGUCGUCGUUUAUGUAUAGUUGUUCUUUUUGUUGGUUUUCGUUUUAUUAUUUUGAUGGCAACUGCACCAGUAAAGUCUCAGCCUUUACACAAUUUCAACUUUCCGUUUCUUAAAUGGGGGACCCACGGAGGUGGUGGUUCUUCAACCUCCAGUGCCGACCACCGACGUUCUCCUGAAUCCGACUCGGACCACGACCGUCUCCGUCCGACGCGUGUCGGGUCACGCUCCACCCGCAUUCAACGCUUAUCUUUCCUUCCCCCACCAAAACCCAUCAAACAAAGCCACGGUGAAGACGAAGAACAACAACAAGAAGAGCAGCCGUUAAAGCCGCACAAAAAUGAAGCUGAAGAAGAAGAGGAGGAGGAGACGGUGCAGAGACCGUGGAAUUUGAGGCCAAGGAAGGUCGUGGUUGAAACGACGGCGGUGGUGACAACGGCGAUGGAGAAGGUGAGUGAAACGGCAGCGCCGAAGUCGAUGAGAUUAAGGGGUUUGGCUGAAAAUGGAGGGAUUGUAGAAAAGAAAGAAAAGAGGAAGUUUUGGAUGGCUUUAUCAAGGGAAGAGAUUGAAGAAGAUAUCUUUGUGAUGACAGGUUCGAGGCCCGCUAGAAGGCCCAAGAAAAGGCCCAAGAAUAUUCAGAAACAACUUGAUGCUGUUUUUCCUGGGUUAUGGUUGGUUGGUACAACGGCUGAUGCUUAUCGUGUUGCCGACGCUCCUGUUAAGAAAUAGAUCUGCGUUUAGAUGCUUAACAGAUAACCAGAUACAAAGGGGAUGGUUAUGGUGUUAGUGAAUUUGGAAUAUCUGGGAGCUUUGUAGGGUAUGGCACGUUGAGACCUCAUUUUUUUGAGGUAUAAUGAAAUAUGAUGUUUGUAAAGAAAAAGGAAAAGUAUGAAGAAAGAUAUUUAAUUUCUUUUGUGUUGCGCAAAGAAGGGUAAAGGUAGGAUAGAGUUUUAGUGGUUUUUUUUUUUUUUUUAUGCUAGUCCUUUAAGACAUCAGAUAUGAACAGAAAUAUGGAUGAAAUAGAGCAAAUUUCUUUCAAGGCAUUUUAUUUCAGUAUGCCGAAU